Dioszegia hungarica is the source of this 1479-nucleotide messenger RNA. RefSeq names its product tyrosine-tRNA ligase. The transcript has 9 exons. Lineage: Eukaryota; Fungi; Basidiomycota; Tremellomycetes; Tremellales; Bulleribasidiaceae. Gene Ontology annotation, molecular function: RNA binding; tyrosine-tRNA ligase activity; ATP binding. Gene Ontology annotation, cellular component: cytosol; mitochondrion. The coding region runs from base 1 to 1479 and encodes 492 amino acids. The record is from RefSeq and is a predicted model, not a curated record. Gene Ontology annotation, biological process: tyrosyl-tRNA aminoacylation.
AUGCUAUCACCGCCAGCUCUUCUGCGUCUCAUCGUAAGAUCCCAGACGCGUCAUGUCAGUCAUUACAGCGCGGUCUCCCAAUCUGGCCGGGUCGCUGAACGUAAUGUCAUCGAUGAACUGGAAUCGAGAGGCUAUGUCUCUGCCUUGACGAAUCCUGGAUUACGCCAGCAUGUAGCGUCGCCGUCAUGCCUAUACGCCGGUGUCGACCCUUCCGCCUCAUCUCUGCACGUUGGGAAUUUGCUGCCCUUGAUGGGAUUGCUGCAUUUCAAGAUGGCAGGCCAUAAGGCUAUAGCUAUAAUAGGCGGAGCUACCGGUUCAAUAGGUGACCCCUCCGGCCGAUCUACCGAACGCAACGCCCUCGCAUCAGACGAGCUAGACCGGAACGUCCGCGGCAUUACCGACCAGGUAGAGCGAUUCUUUCAGCUCGGAUCAGAGUACGCAGGCCGGAGAGGCGGGUACGAAAGGGCGGUAGAUGAGGAUGCGAUACGAGGCGAGCUGGAGGUGCUGAACAAUUUGGAGUGGACGCAAGGUGUGGGCUUGUUGGACUUCUUGCGGACGGUAGGGAAGAUGGCUAGGGUGAAUGUGAUGCUGGCAAGGGAUAGCGUUAAGAAUCGCCUGUCGUCAGAUUCCGGCAUAUCCUAUACCGAGUUCACCUAUCAACUCCUCCAAGCCUCCGACUUUCUACAUCUCUACCGCACGCGAAACUGCACGAUCCAGCUCGGAGGCAGCGACCAAUGGGGCAACAUCGUCGCCGGCAUUGACCUAAUCAAGCGGAUGGCGGCAGAUGAGGCUCGGCAGGAUGUCCAGGAUGGAUCAGGGUUAGAGGAAGGGAAGGGGAGGGAGCCGGCGUAUGGCUUGACAAUACCGCUCUUGACGACGAGCUCGGGGGAGAAGUUUGGAAAGUCGGCGGGGAACGCUGUUUGGCUGGAUCAGCAGCGGACUAGCGUGUCUGAUUUCUAUCAAUUCUUCUUGAGAUCAACCGAUGAGGAUGUCGAGCGGUAUCUCCGCAUCUUCAGCUGGUUGAAGGUGGACGAGAUCGACGAAUUGAUGACACAGCACUUCGUGAAUAAGAAGGCUCGGACGGCGCAAAAGACUCUAGCGGACGAAGUCACGGAACUUGUACAUGGUGAACAAGCAGUCAAAAAGGCUCAAACGGCGGCAGUCGUCCUCUAUCAGACAAAUCCUCGCCUCCUAAAAGCGGACGAUAUCAUCUCAGCUUUCGAGGGCGACCCGAGGUUUCAUCGAGUUACAUGGAGCGACAUCAAGGGUCUGCCUGUCACAAAGCUGGCGGUGCAGUAUGGGCUGUGCAAAGCGAGAGGUGAGACAGUUUUCUCUGUCCAAGCUGGGGGCUUGUUUGUCAAUGACCGAAAAGUCAAUGAUCCGCGGUAUUUGAUCGUCAGGCAGGAAAUGGUCCAGCAUCGGAUAGCGAUUGUUCGGCUGGGCAGCAAGAACCACAUGAUUCUGUGCGUAGAGGAUUAG